UAUCCCCAGCAUCAUCCCAUCAACGAAUCGUCCGGCUCCCUCUGCUGUCCCUCAGAUGCCGUCCAAUCGUACUAUCACGACCUGCAAUUCGAGCAGUCCGCCCAACUAGUCGACACGUUCUACCACUCCUCUCAGCUGACCUUCUCACAGACCCCUUAUUUGGCCUUUCCAUCUGCCGAUCUCCAGGCCUAUCAAUCAUUUCAACCGGCUCAAACGCAACAGGUGCCCCCGCAUCACAGCCAACAGGGCUCCUCUCGAUCGCAGCCGCCGCCUCAGCCCUCCUCUCAGACCCAUUCCAGCCUGGAUCAGGAAGCCAUCUGCUUGGCUGACUACGCCGCGGGUCAGCAGCUCUGUGUUCUUUCUGAAUUCGCCGAGCAGCCGAAUGCCGCUUCAAUGCUGCUUGAUGUCACGGGAGCCGAACUCUUGACCUACGAGGCCUGCCUUUCCGGUGGCCUGAACGUUGGACAAGCUGACACUACCGGUCUGCUUGCUAUGACCACGGCAACAGCCUCGGUUGGAGGGACUACCACGAAUGGGUCACCCACGUCGACAGACGCCUCGGCUACGGCACCGACACCGACACAUGCGCAUGCAACGGCACUAGCACCGGCCUCGACUCUGACAUCGGCUCCGACACCGGCCCCAGCACCAGCACCAGCUCCGGCGCCGGCCUCGGCACAGGCAUCAACAUCUGCUCUGGCACCAGCAUCUGUAUCAACCUCAACACCAGCACCAACGAUGACUGUGACAAUAAAGGAUGUGGAAACUAUCGGCCCCAUCCAGACUUCAAGCAGCCAGGACCAUCAGGAGUCGAUUCGCCACCGAUACGAAUAUCUGCUCGACCAUGCAAACGUUGGCCAGACUUGCGCUACCGACUUAUGUCAUCCAUCGGAGGAGUUGAGUCUCAAUCUGCUGGCUCGGUCAGUCCCUUUCACCACGAAUCCAGACUUCGGCAAUUCCGACCCUUCAGCCGACAGGCUUUCUGCCAUUAACGAGACUUUUGCUGUGACCCAAGCCCAUGAGGCAGCACUUGCAACUGCUGUAUGCUACCCAACCAGUAGCGACAACGAGCUGUCGGGCCACUAUUGGCAGGUGGGCCAAGCUCAGCAACUCCAGCAACACUUGCACCAACAGCAAUUACGUCAUCAUAAUCAGCCCCGCCAUCAUCAUAGUCAUCAGCAUCACCAUCAUCACGCUCACACGGAUCAGCAUCACCAAGACACACAAGAUUUACAGCAACAACAACAACAACGACAACAAAUGCAGCAACAAACAAACUCGAGCGAGACGAGGCAACAACCGGCAACACUAUCCAGACAUAGUCUGCUUGAUCAGACCUAUCAGCCGGUCUUGCAAGAAGUCGUCAACCUUCCGGUCGACUUAUUUACUGCGCAUCGCGAGACGGUCGUCAAUUUGUUGGAAGUCUCCCAGUCAGUUGAUGUGCCAGAGAAGAAGGCAGGAGACUCGGGUGAGGUUGAGCAAAUGCCUGUAGAAUGUGUGUAUUCGAUCAAAAGAGGUGAUGGGAUAGAAGAAGAAGAGGCAGACGAGGGGGAGGACGACGACGAAGAAGAGGGCGAAGAAGAUGAUGAGGAAGAAGGUGAAGAAGAGGGCUUGGAGACUGCAGCAAAAUCACUUCUCAAGAUUGAGCUGGCUGAGCAACAUAAUGAAACACAAUCACAAGAGAACACUUCUGGUACCGGGCUAUCUGACAGUCUAAACUUGCGAAAGGGGAGAUUAAAUUCGACGGAUUCUGGAAUCAAAGGCGUAAAGAGUCACAUGGAGAGGAGAAAUAUUGCGAUCAAGACCAGAUCCUCUGGGGAGCAAAGGUUUAUCGGACAGAUUGUGGAGACGGAAACGAGGACACAAGGUGGGUGCCUUGACAGCAUGAUUAUCCAUACACUGCCGUUUUAA
Protopolystoma xenopodis is the source of this 1911-nucleotide messenger RNA. NCBI's taxonomy places the organism in Eukaryota, Metazoa, Platyhelminthes, Monogenea, Polystomatidea, Polystomatidae. The record is from the annotation of a GenBank genome assembly.